AUGUCCAUAGUAUACAUUAAUAUCUUCCUGGCAUUCACCCUCUCAUUAAUGGGCAUGCUCAUCUACCGAUCCCAUCUUAUAUCAUCCUUACUAUGCCUGGAAGGCAUAAUAUUAUCCCUAUUUGUAAUAAUAUCCGUAACCAUUCUAAAUAACCACAUCACAUUAGCCAGCAUGAUACCAAUCGUACUACUAGUAUUCGCUGCCUGCGAAGCAGCACUAGGACUAUCUUUACUAGUCAUAGUAUCUAACACCUACGGGACUGACUACGUGCAAAACCUGAACCUUUUACAAUGCUAA
Nyctereutes procyonoides (raccoon dog) is the source of this 297-nucleotide messenger RNA. The record is from the annotation of a RefSeq genome assembly. Lineage: Eukaryota; Metazoa; Chordata; Mammalia; Carnivora; Canidae.